Messenger RNA from Drosophila obscura, 1132 nucleotides. RefSeq names its product N(6)-adenine-specific methyltransferase METTL4 (gene Mettl4). NCBI's taxonomy places the organism in Eukaryota, Metazoa, Arthropoda, Insecta, Diptera, Drosophilidae. Gene Ontology annotation, cellular component: nucleus; RNA N6-methyladenosine methyltransferase complex. The transcript has a single exon. Gene Ontology annotation, molecular function: nucleic acid binding; methyltransferase activity. The record is from RefSeq and is a predicted model, not a curated record. Bases 6 to 1085 code for a protein of 359 amino acids.
UUAUAAUGUUGACGCUGCAUACGAAACCCGAAAGAGACCGAUUCGCGAUCUUUUUGGAUCACAGAAGACUUAUUAAUGAAGCAUACAGUAAUGGAGAUGGUGCGACACACCAUCUCAAGGCAGAUCUAUUUCACUUUCAAGCCAAAAAAACAGAAGCGAAGCAAAGCGAACAGAAGAGAUCAAAGAAGCGCAAGCGAAUUCCGGAGGACAUACAUGGUGCAUCGGAUUCACAGACGAUUGAGAGGUACCUGGCUCUCUUGCCCACGUCCGUGGGCUAUGAGACAACAACGCCUCUACCACGGUAUUGGGAGGCCCCAUACACAGUUCCCCAGUUGCACGGAGCCAAUCAGAGCGGGCAGAUCCAACAGUUUCCCAGCGGAGACGAGGCCAACACCACCUACCUCAUACCGGACAGGGCGCGCUUCUACAAUCACAACGUAGACCAUCUGCCGGCACUAUUGCCGCAACUCUUGCCCAGCUACGAUCUGAUUGUAGUCGAUCCGCCGUGGCGCAACAAAUACAUUCGACGGCUGAAACGUGUCAAGCAGGAGCUCGGUUAUUCCAUGCUAGACAACGACCAAUUGGCUCUACUCCCGCUCGCCAAGUUGACCAACAGACGCACCCUUGUGGCCGUCUGGUGUACUAAUUCCAUCCAGCACCAGACGGCUUUAGUAAAAAACAUUUUGCCAAGCUGGAAGCUUCGUCUGCUCCACAAACUUCGCUGGUACAAACUAAGCACGGAUCACCAUCUUGUUGGCCCUCUCCAAGCAGACCCCACCCAGAAGCAGCCCUAUGAAAUGCUUUAUGUGGCAUGUCAUGCCGAUAGCCACGAGAACUAUGGAAAGGACAUACAAAAAGCAGAGCUAAUCCUCAGCGUUCCCAGCAUUGUGCACUCGCAUAAGCCGCCCCUUCUGCCAUGGCUGCGCCAGCAUAUAGAAUUGGACCUCAAUCAAACGGAUCCCAAUUGUCUAGAGCUUUUUGCACGUUAUCUGCAGCCGCAGUUUACCUCCAUUGGAUUGGAGGUACUGAAGUUAAUGGAUGAGCGCCUGUACGAAGCUCAUGCCGAACUAACAAGAACACCAUAGAUAAAGUUUAGGCAUGCCAAUUACAUUAGUCUUAGCCGUAAUUCUCU